AUGAGCAUUUCCGGUUCCAUCCCCGAGCCAAACAUCCCGGACUACUACGCGGAUCUGGGUGUGUCCCAGCACGCCAGCUCCAAGGAGAUCAAGGAUGCCUGGCGCAACGGCGCCAUGCGGUACCAUCCCGACAAAAUGGCGCCGGGAAAGACAAUCGAUGCGAAGGAGUUCCGCAAGAUUCGCGAGGCGUAUGACCACCUCAGGGACGAGACUAAACGCGCCAGAUACGACGCACACUACCCCGAGAUUCGGGCGCAGUGGGCCCAGUACCGCAAGCAACAGGCGGCAGUUCAGCAGCAGCAGGAGCAACGAGCGGCACCUACCCAGGAGGAGAUCCGGCAGAGACGGGACGCAGAAAGAGAAAAGGCAGAAGAGGCGGCGCGCCGCCGGAAAGAGAGGGAGGAGCGCGAGAGGCAGGCCGAGGAACGGUCUCGCGAGGCGGCACGCAAGGCGCGGGAAGAGCAGGAGCGCGCUUGGGAGCGGCUUCGCAAACUGAAGAAGGAGGAGGAGGAGGAAGAGAAAGAAAAACGGAGGGUUCAGGAAGAGCUGAGACGGAAAGAAGCGGAGGCAGCAGCGGCGGCGGCGGCGGCGGCGGCGAGGGAGAGAGCGCAGCGGGAAGCAGCAGCGAGGGAGCAGCAGCAGGCGCGGCGGGAGAGACUGAGGGAGGCAGAGCGGCGGUCGGAGGAAGCAGCGCGGAAGGCGAGGGCCGAGCAGGAGCAGGCGGCCCGGGAGCGCGUGAGGACGGCGCAGAUCGAGGAGAGGCAGGAGGACCUGCGCCGGAGGUGGGCGGGCCUCAGGGAGUCAAGGCACGCCGGAGGAGCGCGGCAGCAGCAGCCGGAGCAGCCGCGCACGGCUGGCCAGUGUGUCCGCCCCGGCAUUGGCUGGGCGAGAAGGAACGGGCGGACGACGUGUGUGUUUUGUGGGGUCGUCCGGAGGAAAUUCGCGAACGUGUGCCUCGGCUGCUUGGUUGUGGCGUGCCCGGAUUGCAUGGCCAAGCAUUGCGGUGGGAAACACUGA
Thermothielavioides terrestris NRRL 8126 is the source of this 1017-nucleotide messenger RNA. RefSeq lists its product as uncharacterized. The coding region runs from base 1 to 1017 and encodes 338 amino acids. The record is from RefSeq and is a predicted model, not a curated record. Gene Ontology annotation, cellular component: cytoplasm. NCBI's taxonomy places the organism in Eukaryota, Fungi, Ascomycota, Sordariomycetes, Sordariales, Chaetomiaceae. Gene Ontology annotation, biological process: protein refolding. The transcript is spliced from 2 exons.